AUGGGAAACAGUAUUAUUAAAUUUUUAAUUAGAUAUUUGUGGAAUAGAAGAAGAUAAAAAACAUAGCUUAUAAUCUGAAUCAAAAGUUAUAAAUACAAGAACUAUUAAUUAAACAACUAUUUAAAUAUUAUAAGCUGAUAUUGUAGAAGAAUUAGUAGAUGUUGUAGGUACAUUUUAAACUCUUUAUUAGUGAAUUCUUCUCAUGAACCAGACUGGUUUUAUAUAUCAAAACGGUAAUUAAUAUAAUUAUCUAUUGAUUAGAGAUAAAAAUAAAAAAGCAAAUGAGCUUCUCUAACAAAGUAUUAAUGUUACUCUAUAAUAAUAAUAGUGAAUAUUGGAGAUUUAAUAAUAACAAGCGCAGAAAAUGUCAAUUCUGUUCAAAUCUUUCAUGUAAGAUAGCCAUUUUAUUAAGUAAUACAAUAUUCUUAAAACAUAGGAUGCCAAAGAUUUACUACAAAUAUUCAAUGUCUAUAAAUAAUUUUUACAAUAGAAAGGACAUAAGACUAUAUCAUUUACUGAAUAGAACACACCAAAUUUUUAAAUACCAAAAUAAUUUCAUGCUGAAAUUUUUAUAAGAGCUAUUCUUUCGUAAUUUGGUUUAUUAAAUAUUAGAGCAAUUUAAGAAGUUGAUAUAAAAUUUUAAUUGAUUAAAUUUUUUAGUUUAAAUUAAUUGACUCUUAAAUAUUUUUCUUAUGAGUUAAUGAAAUAAUUAGAUGAAUUAAAAAUUCCAUAUUUAAACUGCGAUAUCAAUAAUUACUUAAUUUUUUCUGUAUAAAAUUGAUUAUAAUAUAUAUUUAGAAAAUGGAGAAGAUACUCAAUAAGAGGUCUAUUUUUUGA
Messenger RNA from Paramecium pentaurelia, 837 nucleotides. The record is from the annotation of a GenBank genome assembly. NCBI's taxonomy places the organism in Eukaryota, Ciliophora, Oligohymenophorea, Peniculida, Parameciidae.